GUAUUCCCGGUUGAAGAAGUUACCUACAGAUUAACCAAAGUUUAUAUUUACAUAAUCUGAAUUGAUAUUAAACAUAGGACAGGAUAUUUUUGCACCGUUUACAUUUUAAUCUCUACCUAAUCCACCCUUGAACUUAUAAAAAAAGAUGGUACGGUCGAAGUGCGUUAUUUCACUGGGCGUAAUAUACCGUUUAUAUUUUACCGCAGUGAUAUAAACCUAUACCUUGUUUUGUUGUCUCGCGGAGAGUGCACACUGUUGGUUGUUACCAUUGUAUAUACAGUAAUAAUCCACACUUAAUGAUGGACCAUCUUUAAUGAUGGGAAUGGAGAAGAUACUUUUAUAAAGCACUACAGUGUUGAUUUGAGUGUAAUUAAAUUAAUGGAUAAUACACCAACGGGGAAGCGGAGAUAAAAUCAUGUUUUAAAAAGAACACGUCCUGUUAUAUCACUUAACGGAUAUUUUCAGAGAGGGACUGAUCUUAUUUUCGUUUUAAAACUUUAUAUCUCAAUAUUUGAAAAGCUCUGCUGCAAAAUAGAGUUAGCGUCAUUUAUUAACAAAAAACCCACUUAACAUCCAUUUUUAACAUGAGGUUAAUGUUGAAGAUCGGAAGAUGUUUGAAGAAAAGUUAUAUCCUAAUUAUAACUUGUAUUCUGCUACUUUCUGUGUACUCAAUUUCGAUUGGAACUGUCUCAUUCCCCAGUGCUGCAGCGAUUGAAGGUCAUGUUUUAGUCAGAAAGACAGCAAGCAUCGAGACAAGUGUCACAGUGCAAAAAGACUCAUUGUAUGAAAAGAAAGCAGACGACAUAGAAAGUAAAAGAAGAGCAGACGAAAUUCGUAAACGAAUAACUGAUUCCCGGGCUGGAAACUUUACUUAUGAUUCAAGGGGUCAUAACGAUGUGUUUGACACAUCGAGAGGACAAUUUCGUGUGAUAGACAGAUACUUGAAUAAGAAGGAGCAUGGAUUUUUCGUGGAGAUCGGAACUGACGGAGUACGACCAGAUUCGCUGACAUAUUUAUUGGAGAAAAGUAGAGGUUGGACUGGAUUAGUAGUAGAACAUGACCACAAGAAGCUCGAGUCCCUCAUGAACAUGAGGAGGAAUUCCAAAUUUCUACAAGCCUGUAUACAUGCAUCAACUGGAAACUGGCCGUUAAAUAAUAUCACCGAGGGUUCUUGUUUCACAUUAUCGGACAUAUUAACAUCCCUUAAACGGAACAGCAUUGAUUUACUUGUGUUAGACGUCACCGGGCAGGAAAUGCAGUUGUUGACGUCAUUUCCGUUUCAAGAUGUUGACGUCAGCAUGAUUAAUAUCGAAGUUCAUGGAACAAAUCAGUAUUUGAAAGAUGUUGUAAAAAGUUUAACAUCUCGGUUCAUAAGUGUUCAGUUGAUGACUAAUCAUAUAUAUGGAAAGACGGACAUAGUGUUUGUUAAUAAGAAAAUAAGUUCAUGAUCUCUAUAUAGAUAUAGUAUUUUAAACAUGACGUAUAAUUAGCGUUUUAUCUGUUACAUAAACAAUUGUGUGUGGCAAAUGUACUGUAUAAAUAUGAACAAUUUUUGUCGUUUAAGACACAAUGAUUAAAAUGCAUUAUUUCACUGUUACUUUUACAAAUGUAUACAUGUACAGUUUUAACAUUUUGUCGUUCAAGGCAAAAUCAUUGAUCAUCAACAUAAAUAUUUGAUUGAUUUGUAAAAGUAUUUUAUAAUAAAAAUUCAUUUGAACUUAACUCUUUUGAGAAACAAUAUAGUUUGAUGCUCCUUAGUUGCAAUUAAAUCGAGUAUAACCGUAUGCCUGUGGUGGAAUGGCAAAAAAUGGCAAAUAAACCACAAUUAUGCUUUUAAAGAAAAAAUGGUGUACAAAGAUUCCAUUUUUUUAUUCUAAAAAACUGGUAAUUAUAAAGAAAAUAUGUACAUCCACGUGGUGUUGCAUUCUAAAAUGGAGCAACAGUAGCACGUAGAGACAUAUAGACAAUAUAUAAAAGGUAUCUUACUUGAAGGAGUUAAGUACACUGAACACAGCUUGUUCAUUAAUCGUUACAUAGGACAAAGUGAUCCCUCGGAAGCAUUAAUCACAACAAAAUAACAUGAAAAUUGCAGACUCGGUACAUGAAGGAUAAUGAAUAAGUGCCCUCACGCCCCCUAGCACCGGCUAGAUUAAGAUAACCAUAUUAUAAGUAACAUUAUCACCAGUGAUGUCUCUUUUUGAUAUUUCUGUUAAGAUAAAAUCAGACUUCAGGAAAAAGAACGGGUGAGCUUUGUUGAGACAUGGCCUCAUGAUAAGGUAUUUGCACUCAAAGUGGACCCAAUUAUGUUCGCCUUUUCGGCGAUUUUUCUGUAUAAGGACUUUGCUUAUAGAAAAGUUGCUAUACACAAUUAUAGCAUAUUCGUUUGUCACUACAAAUAGUAAUCAAUGAUAUUUAGCUUAGGUCUGGUCGGAAGGACAUAGGAGCACCUUGCUUAACCACUUCACAUUUCUUGUUGAAUAAUUCUAAAAACAAAACCAUUAACAAUAAAUCUUUAUCUGAAAACGCUCCAAUUUAAAUAGAAAGAUAUUCUUAUAAUACAAGCUCUACGAACGGUAUUACACAAACUUCACUACAGGCAUAUCACAAGCUCCAUAUUUGGGGUAUAAACACAAAUUCUACUUUAGGUAUCACACGAACUCUCCAUGUUCAAUAUGAAGUAACACACAAAAUUACACUCGGUAAAGUAUCAAUACAGCCAAGUUCGUUAGUACCUUAUAUUAUUUUAAAAAGCGUCGCGACAAGAGUUUUGUUGCUCGUGGGUACAAAGAAGUGUUGUAUUUGAUUAAACCAUGGUGUCGGCAAUGUACAAAAUUAGGUAGGAAAAACAGUAGGGACACCAGUACUUGUAAGUUCCAACGUGAAAAGAAAGUUAUUAAUAUACAUAUAUAAAUUGCAAAACUUGUUACACAAUUAAGUUCCACCAAAUUUGUUUUAACCAAACCAAAAGAAACUCUUUCAAAACCAAAAAAGAAACAAGUAACAUGUAAACAGGAGCCUUUCAAAUUGCAACUCAAAAGGUUUCAUUAAAAACUGAAAUAAAUAAAUAAACCCGGAUAUAUGCGAGGUUGACAUGUUUUAUAAUUUAUAAUAUUUUACGCUUUAAAUGGCUAAGAUGACUCAAUGAAAAUGAAAAAGACUUAACAUAAAUUGUAUUCAUAUGCUGUAGUAAAUUAAAAUAGUUAAUUCAAUUAUGGCAACAAGUUUUAAUGUCGUUUAUAGCACGAUGCAACCGCGAUAAUCAUUAACUCAUAAAAUAUGUAAACAAUACUGUGUGUCUGAAAAUAACUUUUUAAUAGAGAUAUUAACAUAUAAAGUGUUCACAAAUGCGAGGGUCGUUACAUAAUUCUUAAAUAUAUAGGAUCAUUAUAAGUCUCUGAGUUUAUCAAAAUGUUUUAAAUAGCGACCAUAGGAUAGUACUAACGUUUUGGGAUAUGUUGCCUUUUUUUUAAGGAAGAAACCUAAUUCACCCCAAUAUUAAGUUCACAACGUGUUGCUGUCAUUUCUCGCUUCAAAACAGUUUCAUCUGAAAUUCUUUAAUUGAACAUUUGAUGUGGACAAAGAAUCAAAAUUUAGUUGAAGUAAUUCUGCAUCGUUUUUGUUCAUCAUUAUUGACUUGAAAAUAAAUUACGAAAACGAAUUAAUCUUCCUUUUCUAUAAUAUUAUGAAGUAUUUAAAAAAAAAAUAGAAAAAAAAGAUGUACGAAAAAAAUUCUAAAUGUUUUCCUAACAACGUUGUCGAUAUGCUAAAAUUUAAUGAAUAAAUUGACCAGCAUAUUCAAGUAUAUAAAUUAUGACAUACAAAUAAAACUUGAUAUAAGAUUAAUAAAGAUGCACAAAAUUCCCGUGCAAUUCCUUUCAAGUUACUACUUGCAACAGUGCAAUCAUUGGAAAAUGCAAACAUUUUUUUAAACUUUAUUUUGUUUUUUUUAUCAUUUUUCUUUUUCGAAAUUUAGUUCUAUUAAAUUAGAACAAAAAUCUAACGCAUCAUUAGUUUGGAAGUAAAAUGCUGAUAUGUAAUUAAGAACUAAACGAACACCCCUCAUAUGUUUAUAUCUUUAAACUUUUAAAUUUAUGUAAAUUAGGAUGCAAAUUUUAAAUGUAGGGAAUUUUCUUAUAGUCAGAGUGAAACAUUAAAUAUUGAAUAAAAUCCUACUUAAAUAUUUCACACGGAAAGGAAAAUAAAACAUUAUUUUAUCCGUCGGCCGUAUAUAUAAUUAUAUAUAUAUAUAAAAAAAAUCACUGAUACAGAACAGCUUUCAUCAGUGGGAACAACAACAACAACAACAAUACAAGUUUAAUAUACAUGUAAUAUCCUGUUUAAUAUAACACAAUUCAACUGAACAACUAUACAAAAUAUAUAUAAAAAGAGAAUUAUCAUCACAAAUAUAAUAGCUAAAUUGAAUUAAAAUCAUCUCAUUUACGUGUAGGCCGUAUUUCUAACUGAAACCGUGUACUACAUAAAUCAAAACAAAAUAGAAUGUGUGCUGACAUGAAGUCUUGGGAUAAAUAAUAUUAAACCGGAUAUUAAAACAUUAAGGCACCUGAUAAUAAAUUUAAAAAACAAACUUCAUUUAAAUAUUGCAGACAUUAUUGCAAUUCAGUGCAUCACAUUGCAGAAAAAAACACGUACAUUUUCCUAUUUUUAGAAAUUUAGUCAAUGUCAUUGGUAUUGAAGCAAAAAAUCAUUAUCAUAAAUAUUAUGUAAGUAUAACAUAAAUGUAUUUAAAAGGAAGAAAGUUUUAUUAUAUACAUAAACAGACUGAUAUCAAAAAUUUCCGAAGCAAUAAAGGUAGAUGUCAUUGUAAUUGUUUUAAAAAUGGUAUAAAAUAUAGAUGAUUAACUUAUGAGAUUCCGGAAAUGUUUCGUUAAACUAACUAAAAUUCUCGAAACUCUACUUUUGCAUCCGUCAAAUUCUCGUAACUCGGCUAUUGCAUUCGUCGAAUUCUCGUAACUCGGCUAUUGCAUUCGUCAAAUUCUCGUAACUCAGCUAAUGCAUUCGUCGAAUUCUCGUUACUCAACUAUUGCAUUUGUCAAAUUCUGGUAACUCAGCUACUGCAUUCGUCAAAUUCUCGUCACUCGGCUAUCGCAUCCGUCAAAUUCUCGUAACUCGGCUAAUGCAUUCGUCGAAUUCUCGUAACUCAGCUAAUGCAUUCGUCGAAUUCUCGUUACUCAACUAUUGCAUUCGUCAAAUUCUGGUUACUCAGCUACUGCAUUCGUCAAAUUCUCGUAACUCGGCCAUUGCAUUCGUCAAAUUCUUGUAACUCAGCUAUUCCAUUCGUCAAAUUCUCGUAACUCGGCUAUUGCAUUCGUCAAAUUCUCGUAACUCGGCUGUUUCAUUCGUCAAAUUCUCGUAACUCGGCUAUUGCAUCCGUCAAAUUCUCGUAACUCGGCUAUUGCAUUCGUCAAAUUCUCGUAACUCGGCUAUUGCAUCCGAUAAAAUCUCGUAUCUCGUCUAUUGCAUCG
Molecule: messenger RNA, 5483 nt
Organism: Ruditapes philippinarum (Manila clam)
Lineage: Eukaryota; Metazoa; Mollusca; Bivalvia; Venerida; Veneridae
Exons: 3
Coding region: 585-1448 (287 amino acids)
Source: RefSeq, a predicted model, not a curated record